Molecule: messenger RNA, 3834 nt
Organism: Exophiala spinifera
Lineage: Eukaryota; Fungi; Ascomycota; Eurotiomycetes; Chaetothyriales; Herpotrichiellaceae
Exons: 1
Coding region: 1-3834 (1277 amino acids)
Biological process (GO): RNA processing
Cellular component (GO): cytosol
Molecular function (GO): protein binding; mRNA binding
Source: RefSeq, a predicted model, not a curated record
AUGGACAUCAAUUCUCUACUGUCUCCGUCAGAAACGCCGCGUUCAACUUCCUUGACUCCAAGUGUUGAAUCGGUGAAAUCACCAUUCAAGCAUGUUCAACGGACACAUACUGGCAGCAGCAGUCAACCUGCUGCAAGUUCACCUCUUUCACGGGCCAUCCUUCCACCCUCCAGCAUCCCCGCCCAUGUGAGAAGUCCUUCGCAACAGCCAUCCCACUCGUCACCGCUCAUCAGUCCCGUUCCGACCGCCACGCUCUCCGGCCACUUCUCGCGCUCCUCCUCUUCUCAGAAUAUCGAGACUCUGGCCGAUUUGGUCUCCCACUCGCACCCGUCCAAAAGUACCCCUCCAAUUUCGUCGAGUCACGAUUCUACGGACUCGCAGAAAUCAUCGGCGAGCAUAUUUCCCCGCCUGACUUCCGCGGGUACGGCCUCAAACCAUCGUGCAUCAUUCGAUAUCGCCAUGGUCGAGACACCUCAGCAAGCCAUGCGGGUGGACUAUUCUGAAACCUCUCUGCCCAUAGAAUCACAGCAAAGACUGGCAGAACUGGUAGCUUACGUUCAAGAGACGCCUUCCAUGUAUGACGCUCAUAAAGAAAUCAUCAAGAUUCUACACCAAGGUUUUGUCGAUCAUAUAUAUCCCUCUUCUAGUCCCAACGCUCGCCGGGAUCCUCGAACGUAUGAAUUGCUCUCUGAAUUGCGGCAAGCUCGCGAAAACUUCGACAAGUUGUUCGCAGUUGGCGAAGAGCAAUGGUUAGAUUGGCUCCAGGACGAAAGCAUCCUUGCUCAAACCGCCGAAGAGCGAGUGAACGUUGUGGACAAAUGCCGCCGCGCUGUCGAAGAAGAGUACGGCAGCGCCCCUCUAUGGAUUACCUACGGUGAUUGGGUAUUGCAUUGCUACAGAUGGGCACUUGAUUCUCCUACCGAUGCCGAGGGAGAAGACGGAGAGGCCGAGAGACUUGUGGGUCGUGAAGUCUUUGACUGGAAGCUUGUCCUCGAUAUUUGGGACAAGGCGAUCCAUUCUACAAAACACGACAUGGCUCACAGUCACGAGGUCUGGGAUAAAUACAUGACAGUCAGAUUUGGGGAUGUUGGUCAAAAGCUGUCACCGGCCGAUGCUGCAGCCGCGCUUGAGUUGUUCCAGGCACGACUUCGCGUCCCUCACGCGAUGUGGGAGCAAACGUUCCAGUCAUUCUCGUCGUUCAUCUCCGCCAACCUCCCUGCAGAGUACGAGAGUGUCAUGUCCACGACUCUAAAGGAGUCCUCUAUGGCCAAAGAGCUCUUUGCGGAACGAGACACUUACGAAAGCGCGCUUCGGCAAGCUCAGGCCAAUGCUGAUCAGGCGCUAGAGUACUCGACUUUUGACCAGUACAUUGUUUUUGAGCGCGCCGAGCAAGAGAAGGUCGCGAAGAAACGCAAUACAAAGGGGAGACGAAAUGUCAAGAUUGUCGAAAAUACAGAGUUUGACAUGGUUUCUGCUCUCUAUUCCAGAGCCGUGCUUCGUUUCCCAGCCGUUGUUGCUAUUUGGGAAGCACAUUUCGACUACCUAGUUGAGAGAUCAAAGUCUGAUCUACUCCCGCUGCUUGCACGGGCCACGAAACAUUGCCCAUGGUCCGGAGCACUUUGGAAGCAAUAUUUGUUGACGUCGGAGAAUGCAGAGGUGGACUUUGACGAGACUGAAAAGAUCAAACACAAAGCCACGAGCACUGGACUCCUAGACGCCGCAGGAAUUGAACAAGCCCUAAUCAUCUAUGAUGCUUGGUGUGGUUAUCUUCUCAGGCGCACGAAGCGGAUGGAAGCGACUGAAGAGGAUGCGGACGUAGCUGAAAUGGGUAUCAGAUCGUCUAUCGAGGCAGUGCAAAGCCUUGCAUCCAAACAGGGUGCCAGUCCCGAUUUUGACUCCUCGUUCAGGUUGCAAAGGAAGCAUGUCGAGUUUCUCAAGUCGCAAGGCCGUUUUGACAAUGCUCGCGCGCUGUUUGAUGAGACCGUUGCAGAAUUCGGGAAGUGCUACAAGUUCUGGCUAACUUUCUACGAGUUUGAGUUGCAGAAAAGCGUGCAGAUGGCUUUCAUACAGCAUAAGGGUGAGGAGCGUCUUUCGACCCUUUGGUCGGCUCCAUUCGCCGUCGGAGUUCUGAAGCAGGGACUUCAGCACCCAGGGUUGGACGAACCACAGCACCUGAUAGAUGCACUAUUGAACCACUGCGAGGAUUAUGAAGAUGCGGACGAGUUGCAGCACGCACUGGGUCUCGCACGAAAAGUCCAGAAAGAGGUUCUCGAGAGAAAACGCUUAGAGUCUCUACAAGCAGAAAGCAUUGCAAUAUCAUCUCGAAAGGCCGAAAUGCAAGUAGCCAGCCGUACCGAGGACGUUGCCAAUGGUCUCCACAUUGGCAAACGGAAACGUGAAGACGAUAUCCAGGAUACUGAUAACAAGAAGCGAAAUACGACCGCGGAUGAGGUGCAGCAGUCUGUGGAAGACACUCUCGGACAAGAAGACCUCAAACGUGACCGCGAGCAUGCCAGUAUUCUGGUACGUAAUUUGCCAGACAAUGUUCACGAAACCAAGAUACGACAGUUCUUCGACAGCUGCGGUGUCGUCAAGCAUGUGAAAUACUUGGAAGACGAGAACAGCGCCGUUGUCGAAUUUGAGGAUGCAGACGCAGCUACAUUCGCUCUUUCCAGAGACGGCCGAGAAUUUGAGGGAGCCGAACUCUCGGUGGUGUUGAACACCGGAUCAACCCUAUACAUCACCAAUUAUCCCGCUACAGCCGAUGAGGCUUUCAUCCGGAACCUGUUGCGCCCGUACGGCGAGAUCAUCAGUGUGCGCUUUCCAUCCUUGCAAAAGAACAAGCGACGUAGGUUUUGUUAUGCUGAGUUCAAGCUGCCAAGUGAGGCACGAGCCGCAACCGAAUUGGAUGGUAAGGAAAUCGACGGCCUGCGGAUUGUAGUCAAGGUUUCAAACCCGGCAGCUCGACAUGCAAGGAUUGAGACGAACGACGAUGGUCGCAAGAUCUUCGUCGGACAGUUGCCAUUCAAAGCGAAAGCGGAUGACAUCAACAAAUUGUUCUCCCCGUUCGGAAAGUUGGAGAACAUCCGAGUCCCUCAAGAUCCAAAUGCACGGAACCGAAUUCGCGGUGUAGCAUUUCUCACUUUUGCGACUGCAGACCAAGCGCGAGCCGCACUUGCCAUGCAUGAUCAGGAGUUUAUGGGAAGGAGAAUCACCGUUUCGCAGAUGGAAGAAAAGGGUCGUUCUUCCAAACAGGGUUCACGCAUUUCAAAGUCGCCAUCUGCUCAGGCCGGCGGUGCAGACCGAGCCAAUGCCUCUGCUAAAAGGGACAUUUCUUCUAUCGAGGACCGAAAACAGCGGACGGUGGCUAUAACAGACGUCCCUGACACUGUCAACGAAAGUCGAAUAAAAGCCAUGGCUGAGAAAUGUGGUCCAGUGCGCAAGGUCGUUCUCAAGACGAACCACCAGGGUGCUCUGAUCGAAUUUGAGGAGAUAGCGGAUGCGGGCCGCGCAAUGAUUGAGCUAGACGGGCGUGAGAUUGAUCCCGGCCGACGAAUCCGGGUCACAACCGAGAGUGACAUGCUCCGACAGAGAGCUGAGCACAAGGAGGAGCAGUUUGCAAAGCGCUCCGUCACCAAUCGACCUACAAACACUCCAGCACAAGGCCCUGUCCGGCGCCCAGCACAGCCUGGCGGUCGAAAAGGUGGGCAUUUAGGCCAGAGGUCUGCCUUCUUGACCCAAACCGACCCGAAAAAUGAGCCAGCGACAGCCACAUCGGCGCCGAAUGGAAAGAGAACGAACGACGACUUUCGGAAUAUGCUGAAAGGAGAAUGA